Octodon degus (degu) is the source of this 3957-nucleotide messenger RNA. It is a transcript of the gene Cfap61, whose product is annotated as cilia and flagella associated protein 61. The transcript has 27 exons. The record is from RefSeq and is a predicted model, not a curated record. The coding region runs from base 92 to 3802 and encodes 1236 amino acids. NCBI's taxonomy places the organism in Eukaryota, Metazoa, Chordata, Mammalia, Rodentia, Octodontidae.
GCCAAGAUCUCGCUCGGUUUCCGUGGUAACGGGGCCGCGCGUCCUACCUUGCAGUGAGUGAGGCUUCCGGAGUCACAGAGAGGAGGCAAAAAUGUCCAUACUCACUUCUCCCAGAGGAAAGGUAGAAGUGGUUCACUGCCGAAGAACAGAAUCGCAGGAUAUUUAUUGUAUCCAAAAACUCAUUAGAAAAUUUACCCAGAAGCUGUUUGGGAAGCUUAAUAUCAUCUAUCUUCUAGAAAAAGCAAACCUGGCCAUCACCCUGUGCAAUGACAAGGAGGAGAUCAUGGCCCACGCCAUCUUCCUGGACUAUCCCAACUGGAACGUGGCCACGCCUGUGGCCUGGCCCUCGGUGUUCGGGGAGCUUCACAGCGACAUCCCCUGCACGCCUCUGAACACGCUAUUCCUGCACCUCUUCGUGGCUGUGGAUGAGUACUCUACCGGCUGCUGCAAAGAGAUUAUUCGGACUGUGUUUAAGGCAGUGCCCGAGCUGCACUUCAUCUUUCUCGUAGUGCCGUCCUACAUGAGCCUAGGCUCAACUCUCAUCACCGUUUUUAAUCAAGUGGGCAGCGUGCCAUGUCUGACGUAUGACGAGGACUUUGCAGUGUAUGUGUGUCAUAGGCACAGACACUACCCUCAGCUCUACAUUCGCCGAGCCAGGGUGGAAGACCACGAUGACCUCAUGCCGAUAUUUAUGCAGCACGGCACCAUCCUGAAGGAUACGUAUGGCGAGUACUUCCUGGCUGAGCUGAUCGAGGCCCAGGAUGAAGAGAAUCAUGCCGUCGUGUGUGAGGUGGAAGGCAUAGCUGUUGGCUUCAUGAGCGUGUGCUCCAGAGUGAACCUGCAGCUGCUGCAUGAGUGCUUCGACCUGGGGCCUUUCCAUGGAUUCUGCGUCCCACAUCCCGAUGAUGUCCUGGAGCCACCUGAAGCAUCCAGAAGCGUAGAUGCUGAGCUCUGGGCAGACAGCCAGGGUUCCCAGAGGAAUGCUGAGGAACCUCCAGGACCAGUCUCUCCAGAGGCCAUUGGGAGUGCCCAGGAAAAAGUCACGGAAGAAACUGAACUGCUUUCAGCAGUCCACAGUGAAAAUGUCAGUGACAUACAGGACUCAGAGAGACACAGUCUGAUUUCUCUGACUGGUGAGCAGGAGCACAGUGUCAGCCGCUGGAGUUCGGCAUCCAUCCAGCUGCCCAAGGAGCCCAGCCACUUCCGCCCGGUCUACAGAGGCACCCCCAUUGCGUUCUGCAUUCAGCUCUUUUGUAUCGAUGAGAAGUACGAGGCAAGGUCGUUGGAUUUUAUGAAUUUUGUUUUCAGUCUCUUUCCUGACAAGCACUACUGCAUCAUUUCUGUGCCCCAACUCACCCCUGAGUUUGUCCUCAUCCAGAACUUUGUGAAGGUCAUCCCCUUUGAGGAUUGCACACUCCAGAAUGACCUCUACGUCUUUCACCGGGCUGGGCUGUUCAAGUCCAUUAAAAUAAGAUUAGCCAAAGGUACGGACACUCCUGGUGUGGAGCAGCUGGUGAGCUCCCUCAUGCUGAGUAGGAGCAUAUUGGAGGACCUGGCCCAGUACAACGAGGCCCGCAGAGACCCUGAUGGGACGCCAAUGCAGGUGUUCGUGGCAGAAGUGGCAGAACAAGUUGUUGGCAUUGCAGUGAUCAGAAACGAAGUGGACAUAGAAUACAUCCGCUCCCACUACAAUAUUGAGGACUUUAUCUACUUCAGCCACCACCAGCGGGAUGAGCACGGACGUCUGCACCACUUGGCCCUGAACCCCGCUUUCCGGCACUACAUGAAGUUCUUCCUGAAAGAGAUCCUUCGUCUGGGCUCCAAGACCUGUCUCUACUACCCGGUGUACCCACAGCCCAAGGAGGGCAAGAUUGCUGCCUUCAAGCUGCAGAGCCCCGACGCCCACUCGCUGACAUCUGCCCUUCAUUACUUGGUUCCCGUGCGCCCACGACGACAGAUUGUCUAUCCUCUGGAAAAGCUUGGCAUCAACGCUCCAUCAAAGGCGGUCUCCAAGGACGCGUUGGCUUAUGCCUUGAACCAUACAAACAGAAAGCUCACAAUGGAACCUAAAAUCACUGUCAAUGCCAGGAUUAUUGUGGUUGGUGCCUCCAGUGUUGGAAUUUCCUUCCUAGAGACCUUGGUGUUUUGCUCUCACCUGAAAUUUAAUAAUCUCACCCUGAUUUCAACACAUGGACUCCCAGGAAAAAGACUUCUGGACAACGAACAAAGGAAAUUUUUAGCAACCGACCACUGUUUUAAUGAUAAAGAUUAUGCAUUGAUGUCACUGUGCUCCUGGGUUAAUGUGGUGGUGGGCAGAAUGACGGGCAUAGACCGGGCAGCCAAGCAUGUUAUAGUGUCCAAGGACAAAGCCGUCCCGUAUGACCACCUUAUCCUGUGCACCGGGCAGCAGUACCAGGUCCCGUGCCCAACAGGGGCCGAUGUCAGCCAGCACCCCACAAACCGAGAGGUGCCCGACAGCAGCAAGAUGCGGUACUCGGGACAAGUUCCCUGCAACCUAUUCCUGCUCAACGACGAGGAGGACUGCGUGAAGGCCCUGACUUGGAUCCGGAGCAACUCCAUCACCACAGAAGGGAAUGUCAUUGUCUACGGGAAUACAAUUGACACCUACACCACCGUGGAAAUGCUCUUAAACCUGGGUGUGAGAGGCACCUGCAUCUACCUAGUGCGUACUCCACCCAACUCUGCAGUCACCUCCCUCAACAACUACUCGGUGGAGGGUGCAGUGGACGAGGCGUUGGAGGCGGCCGGCGUCACUACUUUCCAGGACGCCAUCCUGGCCCAGUGGAAUGAAGGCCUGAACCCCAACCCCAUCAACUGUGCCAGCUUCACCACACCCACCAAGCCGUUCCAGCUCCAGUGCUCUAUGUUCUUCAGCUUCUGUGAGAAGAACGUGGACUAUGAAACUUUCAAAGCAUUGAAUGAUGCGUGUCUUGUCUAUGACGGUCGUCUUGUGAUUGACACCAACUUCCACACCAAUGACAUCGCCAUCAGGGCCGCCGGCCCCCUCACCAAGUUUUCUAACAGAUACUAUGCAAAUGACUGGACUCACAGCAACUUCAGUUCCAAAGAAGUGGGCUUUCAGCUGGCAGCCACUAUGCUCAAUCUCUUCGAUCCAACCCUGGAGCCUGUGAUAGAGCCACCAGCUGACCUGGACCGCCUCAUCCCCAUGUACAAGGGAGCCAAGAUGCAAGGAGGCAUUCUCCCUGGAUCCUACCAUUACCUGCACAUCACCAAGCCAGCCAUCCCCAUUGCCCUGGAGGUGCAGAUGGCACAGGCUGAUUUUAGUUCAGAAAUAGUAACUGGUAGCGCCAAAGCUGGGACCUACUUCCGGAUUCACAUCAAUAAGUAUAAAAUGGUGGAGGACAUCACGUGCCUUUCCCAUGAGCCUUUCCCUGUCUCCAACUACAUCCGCCUGUUCGGCCAGCACGAACAAGCUCUCAAUGACCUCUGUGCGCGUUACAACAGUGACCGGAUUUCAGAUCUCUAUAGCUACUUCACGGAGCCCUGGUGCAUGGCCCUGCUCCACGAUCGCUUUAUCGACCUCAGGAAGGAGCUGCGCCAGGUCCUGGCCAGUGAGCAGGAGGAAGGCCAGCCUUCCUUGGAACAGCUGGCGCGCCAGAUAGUGGAGGAGGAAAUCAUCCUCAAGGAGGAGCCCCGGAAGUACCUCCGGAGAGUCUUCCAGGAAACCAUCUACCGACCCCUGGUGGAGAAAAGCAUCCUUGACUUCCUGCACUACAACCGCUACCACCUGCCCAUGUACGCAUGGCCGGACAUCAUCUAGACCAGCACCUGGCCGGGCCAGCAAGCAGCCCGGGACCCGGCGAGACAGGCCUGUAGUUUCUGCUUGGCCCAGUAGGUGGCGCACGACCGUGCAUCUCCAUCCUGCGGGGCAGAGACCUUUACCAACACCAGGCCUGCUCCUGGCUGAAGAAUCCA